This is a messenger RNA of Eublepharis macularius, 1881 nucleotides long. It is a transcript of the gene HIBCH, whose product is annotated as 3-hydroxyisobutyryl-CoA hydrolase. Gene Ontology annotation, biological process: L-valine catabolic process. The transcript has 14 exons. NCBI's taxonomy places the organism in Eukaryota, Metazoa, Chordata, Lepidosauria, Squamata, Eublepharidae. The coding region runs from base 45 to 1217 and encodes 390 amino acids. Gene Ontology annotation, cellular component: mitochondrion. Gene Ontology annotation, molecular function: 3-hydroxyisobutyryl-CoA hydrolase activity. The record is from RefSeq and is a predicted model, not a curated record.
GCUGUCGUCAGGGCUGGCGUGAGCGUGGGCUGGGCAGUGGCGUGAUGGGGCCGCUAGUGGUUCCGGCGCUGAGGCAGCGGCUUCCCAGGCUGAAGCCGUUCCACAGAUUACAGAUCACACUACAACACUUAAGCAUGUCCAAGCCUACAGAUUUUUCUGCAGAGGUUUUGCUGGAAAAAAAAGGAUGUGCUGGUGUUAUAACCUUGAACAGACCGAAGGCUCUGAACGCACUAAAUGUUUCCAUGAUUCGACAGAUAUAUCCCCAGUUAAAGAGAUGGGAGCAGGAUCCUGAGACGUUUCUAAUAAUAAUAAAGGGAACAGGAGGCAAGGCAUUUUGUGCAGGAGGGGAUAUCCGAGCUAUCACAGACGCUGGAAGAACUGGAGACAGGUUGGCUCAAGAUUUCUUCAGAGAAGAAUACAUCUUAAACAAUGCCGUUGGUACAUGCCGGAAGCCUUACGUGGCCCUUAUUGAUGGAAUUACAAUGGGGGGCGGUGUUGGUUUGUCUGUCCACGGGCAUUUCCGAGUUGCCACGGAGAAGACCGUUUUUGCCAUGCCAGAGACAGCAAUAGGCCUUUUCCCCGAUGUAGGUGGAGGCUACUUCUUGCCAAAACUGUCAGGGAAGAUUGGAUAUUUUCUUGCCCUGACCGGAUUCAGGCUGAAAGGAAGAGAUAUUCACAGAGCAGGAAUUGCCACUCAUUUUAUAGAAGCAGAGAAGGUGGCAGCCCUAGAAAAGGACUUGACAGAGCUGAAAUCACCUUCCAAGGAAAAUGUUGCAAAUCUCCUGGAUGCCUAUCAUACAAAGUGCAAACUUGAUCAAGAAAAAGAAUUCAUACUAGGUGAACAUACGGACAAGAUUAACAGCCUAUUUUCAGCCAACACCAUGGAAGGAAUUGUCCAAAACUUGAAGCAGGAUGGUUCUCCGUUUGCACUCAAGCAACUAGAGACAAUUGCUAAAAUGUCCCCAACGUCUCUAAAGAUGACCCUCAGGCAGCUUCAAGAAGGGGCUUCCUUGAGCCUGCAGGGAGUUCUCGCCAUGGAGUUCAGGCUGAGCCAAGCGUGCAUGAGAGGCCAUGACUUCUACGAAGGUGUCCGAGCAGUGAUCAUUGACAAAGACCAGUCUCCAAAGUGGAAGCCAGCUACCUUAGAAGAAGUAACAGAUGAAUUUUUGGACUCAUGUUUCAAGUGUCUUGGAAGCGGAGAUCUCAAGUUACAAUAGAAUUGGACUAAGGCCAGCCUAAUUCUGUAUUAAUUCCAGUUUCCUUUAACACAAAGAAGGAAUGUUCACAGAUUCGGCUUUGAAAGGCAUAACCUGCAUUGAGUGGUAGAUGCUUACUAGUAUUACAUAAGCAAGAGGAUUUGCAUUUCUGAAGACAAAGCUUGGCCUUUUAGAGAACCAGGACGGUGCUGUCAUCAGCUGAAUUUGUGCUCUUGUACUUUUCCACGUAAAAUUAAGAUUGCAUAUAUAAAAAUCCAGAUAUUGUUUAGUAGAUUAAACUAGAUAGUCUGUACAGGAGGUGAACCAUGUCGUAAAGAAGAGCCAAAGGGAGUGGUGGGCCUGAUAAGGUCAGCUCUGACUUCUUCAAUGCACCAGGAGCUGAUUUGCAGAGUGAUAAAUUUCAAAUCCAUUAAAAAAUGUGGUGGUAUUUUUCCCAUAGGGGUGUCACUUGCUGAAAACAAAGUCGAUUAACUGUAUAAAUUAACAGGUUCAACUAUGUGCAAAUUUUUAAAACUCUAAAAGGAAAAAUGGCUUUAAAAAGAGAAUGAUAGGUGUCAUAGAAGGCACCACCUUAGAGGGGUUUAUAUGAGAGAGAAAAGGGGUGGGAAAUGCCUAAGCUGUCUACUGUUGGAUCUGGAUCUAUAAAAAUACACAUUGAAAAUAA